AUGCAACUGCCGUUGCGAGGGCAUCCGCCUCCCCGAUGCUCGCCAGAAGGUGAUUACAGUUAUGACCACACUCAUCACGAAGUCCUCCAAAAUACCCGGCGGCCGCUGGCCGAGUCUACAGGCAAUGCUCAAGCACACAAGACGGAAUCCUUGUCAUUGUGCCAAACAAGUCACCUGUCGCUGUCGCCAAUACUACACCCUAUGCCUACACCUCCAAUACUGCCAACACAAUCAAUAGCAUCAACGUAUGGCACCAGUUUUCGAACCAAUCGUACAUUACAGAGAAAUGUGUCAUUACGAGAGUCACCUAUGGCUCACUCGAGUCAGGGUCGGAACCCCAUAUACAAUAGAAAGUUCUUUGCCGACUAUAGAGCCAAGGUGGAACAGAAAUCAGCAGAGAAGGAGGAGCCAAAAUGGCCAAUGUGCCUCGAAGAUUCCUUCCUAGAUGGUGAGACCCCUGAUCCUGUCGCUUCUGUCCAAUUCCAGCCAACGACUUACCAAGCUACAGCCCUUUUGAUUAUCCCGUUCAUGGGCCGGAAAAAGGUCAGCUCCAAGGGGAAGCUAUAUGGCCGCAACAUGCUCAUAUCAGAAUACAUUUGGAUACGUUACUGGCUCAUGUUUCCUCCUCCAGAAGGUACCGAAUUGCCUACGGGAAAGAUGCGAGAGGAGUCUCCGUGGAAAGAUAUAUUUCGUACAAGGAAGCAAGGGUCUAGCCAUAUUCAAGUCCUGAAGGGUUACUUCAAGACACAUGUGUGCUUCCAUUUUUUCUUCCCCUGCCAGCAAGAUGAUAAAAGGAAAAAGAGUCGACAUUACGCCAAGGAAGAGGAGGUGGAAUCUUUCAAGAACAACACAGUAUUGAAUGCUUUGGCCGAGGGCCGUCUUCCAGAUGAACGGCCCAAUUAUGGCUACUUUGCUCAACUCAUGGCGGGCGACUCGGAAACAUUUGUGAUGCCAAAGGCAUGCUGGAUCUAUGUUUCGUCUUCAGAGGUCACACUCAGCCCAGACUGUAAGGAAGCAUAUGCACGCGACGGGACAGUCUUGCGCGCAGAUUCUCGCGCACCGGACGGGCAACACCUUGAGAAUGGAGGUGCAUAUCCCCAUCUUCUCCUCAACGGUAACAAGGAAACCCGAGCGGCGCUUCGCAGUGGCAGAGAUGAAGAAGCUCCAAAGUACAUUUUGCACGAGUACACAAAGAGUCUAACCCAGGUCGAAUCAAGCUCAAUCAAGGACAUUUCGAGGGAAUGGAAACAUGACUUUCCCGAAUUCUACGAUAAUCUGAUGGCCGCCAUGGAGGAUACGCACCCAUCACACGAACGCACAUCUCGCUGCGUCGUCGGGCCAUGUGAUACCUUCCACUUUGAGGUAGUACUGGGUCUACAUUCCACCAGCCGCUUCCCCUCUGGUACACAUCUAGAGGGCUCGGUGCAACUACAAAUCUGUCGGCCCGAGCUGGCAAACCACCGCUGGCGCUCCGUGACCAGCGUCUCAAAGCCCGAGGAGUUGGAGCACGAUGCCAAUGAGGCGCCCUUCUGGAAUUGCCAGAACGCGUGCGAGCUCGUCGGCCGACAAAAAGACGUGAUUGAGGUUCCCUUUCCCGCCACGAGUUGGGCGAGCACCUUUAUCAUGCUGUCCAAGUACGUCACGGCAGAGCGCGAGCGUGCAGAACGAGACCGCAAGGAGCGUCGAUCCAAAGUCAAGACGGAAGAGCAAGGUGGUGACAAUGUUGAGGAGAAGCAAAGUGGCGGAGGCAAGAAAGCCUCUACCAAGAUGCCCACGCCCAUGGAGCUACUCGAGCAAGUGGCCAUGUACCAGGAGAUCUGGUCGGCGCCCGACGACGGGUCCGAGAAGCCCGCGUGGACGCGGCGAGCCAUUAUCCUCUGGACGUUUGCCAAGGAGACCCGGACGGUCAACUCCAAGGGCAAGAACACGGGGCAGCCGGCGGGAACCAACUGGCGCUUCCUCACCAAGGUUGACCCGCUGUCGCCGUACCACCGACAGCGCACCCUCGUCAGCGGCCCCCCGCUCACUGUCUCGCGCGACGCCGUCAUGUCCCCCAACCCGGCUUAUGCCAACCACUACGCCACGGCCACCAUGCACGAGAAUUUCAACACGGCCGCGUACCAUGACUCUGAGCCGUCCAUGACGGCAGCAACACAUGGCAGCGGCAACGACAUUCACUUCCCAGGCCACUCGUUGCACUCAUACCCGUCCUCACUUGGUCUACUAGACAGUUUCUCUUGCUCCUCGGGCGGCGGCCUCGCCACUCCUCCGCCGUCAACCUCGUUGUCGUCGUCUGGCUACGCCCACAGCUUUGACGGCGCCACUAUUGCCAGCACCGACAGCCUGCACCACCACGUGAGCUUUUUGUCGGACGGUUCGGGAACGACGGCGGAUAGCCAGAGUACACUCGUCGGCGGUAGUGGGACCAACGAGCAUCAUGACGCUGCCUUCCUGACCAACCUUGGAGUUGCUGGUGCCUAUGAUGAGGACCCGAGCUUGAUCCAGCCGUGGACGAGCACAUCGACGGGCGGCCUCGAGGCCCUCGAACAGUGGGCCACCACUUAUGUCGAUGGCCACCACCACCACCACCAACCCGCCAUGGCGUGGACAGGACAUGCCACCGCGAGUACGGCUGGAGGAAUGGAAGUUACCAACAAUGUCGCUUCCAAUGACGCCACGCCCUGGGGCGAUGGCAAAGAUACUCUAUGGGGCUCGAACCAUACUGCCUCUGAGACAGGUACGGCCGCCGCCACGGAUCCCGUCUUGAUGGCGCCCCCGAACCAACAACACCAUGAUGAUGUCUGGGCCACGGCCUCUUCGCACGACUGGCUACAGUCCAUUGCGGCGACGGCGGACGCGACCCGUCACCACCACCACCACGCUGACGACGAGAACAGCGCUUGGGAUCACCAUACCCAAGAGAUCCUGGGUCUGUCUCCAUCAAUAGCGGCGGCGGUCUCGUCCGAGCUUCAAACCACCGCACUCUACUCAUCAUCAUCAGCCGCGGCACCACCCCCGACGAGCCAUGGUAUCCACCAAGUAUCUCCAGAACCGGGACUACUCCACCAUCAUGCACACCUUGGCAGCAACAAUGGCAGCGGCACCGGCAGCAGCAGCCGGAAGCGCGCAAGGGCCGAGGAAGAUGAUGACGAGGGCGACGGUAAUAAUGAGGGAUAUCCAUGCUCGUCGAUUCGUAAGCUGGCGCAUGACGGCGACGAUGAUGAUGUCGCGACCGACGGCGGCUUGAGGGUGCCUGCGGCCAACAUGCUCGAGGACGACGAGCAUGCUUCACUAUUUGAGCUCUAA
Pestalotiopsis fici W106-1 is the source of this 3306-nucleotide messenger RNA. RefSeq lists its product as uncharacterized. Gene Ontology annotation, cellular component: transcription regulator complex. Bases 1 to 3306 code for a protein of 1101 amino acids. The record is from RefSeq and is a predicted model, not a curated record. Gene Ontology annotation, biological process: regulation of transcription by RNA polymerase II. NCBI's taxonomy places the organism in Eukaryota, Fungi, Ascomycota, Sordariomycetes, Amphisphaeriales, Sporocadaceae. The transcript has 2 exons. Gene Ontology annotation, molecular function: DNA-binding transcription factor activity, RNA polymerase II-specific; RNA polymerase II cis-regulatory region sequence-specific DNA binding.